Molecule: messenger RNA, 548 nt
Organism: Solea senegalensis (Senegalese sole)
Lineage: Eukaryota; Metazoa; Chordata; Actinopteri; Pleuronectiformes; Soleidae
Product: voltage-dependent P/Q-type calcium channel subunit alpha-1A-like
Exons: 3
Coding region: 100-504 (134 amino acids)
Biological process (GO): calcium ion import across plasma membrane; chemical synaptic transmission
Cellular component (GO): membrane; voltage-gated calcium channel complex; neuronal cell body
Molecular function (GO): high voltage-gated calcium channel activity
Source: RefSeq, a predicted model, not a curated record
GGGGGUGGAGGAGCGGCCGCCGGCGGCAGAGCAGCAGCCCGGGGAGCAGCAGGUGCUCCCGGGGUCGGCGGAGCUCCUGGAGCCCCGGGCGGUCAGAGGAUGUACAAGCAGUCGAUGGCGCAGCGAGCGCGGACCAUGGCGAUCUACAACCCGAACCCCGUCAAACAGAACUGCUUCACCGUCAACCGCUCCCUGUUCAUCUUCCGCGAGGACAAUGUCAUCAGGAAAUACGCGAAGAGAAUCACAGAGUGGCCUCCAUUUGAAUACAUGAUCCUGGCGACGAUCAUCGCCAACUGCAUCGUCCUGUCACUGGAGCAGCAUCUACCUGCCAGCGACAAGACGCCCAUGUCCGAGCGAUUGGACGACACCGAGCCCUACUUUAUUGGAAUAUUCUGUUUCGAGGCCGCCAUUAAGAUCAUCGCCCUGGGCUUCGCGUUCCACAAAGGCUCGUACCUCCGCAACGGCUGGAACGUAAUGGACUUUGUGGUCGUCCUCACCGGGUGAGUACUCUCGCCCGCCGGGCGUCAGCUGGAGAUGGACGUCCUGAG